Molecule: messenger RNA, 1565 nt
Organism: Betta splendens (Siamese fighting fish)
Lineage: Eukaryota; Metazoa; Chordata; Actinopteri; Anabantiformes; Osphronemidae
Exons: 4
Coding region: 153-899 (248 amino acids)
Source: RefSeq, a predicted model, not a curated record
CUGUCUGUCAGGGCAUGUCAUCUAAAACAUAACCAGGAAGAAAAGUUUAUCAGAUAGAAGUCGCGUGACGUUGACGAAAUGAGGGGCACAAAUGUUUAUUGUCAGAAUUAAGUGACCUGAAAACAAAUUGAGAGACACCAGGGCUGCGGAAAAUGCUCCGUUUUCUUUGCUGCUGCUUCUUUACUGAAGACUCCGAGAACGAGAGGCAGCCUCUCCUGGAGUCCAAGUCAUCUGACGCGAAUGAGGCUGGAUCAGCCAGGCAAACCCUUCCAUCACACAAAGCACAGAGUGUGAGUCGGACUGGGAGGCUGUUGAUGAGACGGGUGUGUGUGCCAGACUUGGACAAAAGGUUUUCGGACAUGGCUGAGACCUUCAAUGAGCAGCAGGAAUGCUAUGAGGCCAUGGUUGGACACAUCGACAACCUGCGGCACACAUACGGCUGUGCCCACAGAGACACCCUGUCCUUUUCUGAAUGUCUGGGGAAGAUCAGAAAUGAGCACAAUGCCUCAUAUAGGAUCUCUCUCAAAAUGAGAGGCUAUGACUUCUACCUUAGUGUGGUCCCUGUUGGCUUGGAAGAUGAAAGUGAAGCGAAAAUGCUGCCUCCAUGCCUGAGGACAGCUCAGAGUGAACUGAGAGGCACUUGUGAACGUGCCAAAGCCACUAUCUCAAAGGGGACCACUCUUCAAGAGCUGAUAGGGUGGCUGCUCCGAAGCCGCGAUCAAAUGUCUAAUCGGGUGAAUGAGGCAACACCGUCUUAUCAGGAGCGAGGGCGACUGAAUGAAAACCUGGAGGAGAACAUGAAGGAAGUGAGGAGAGCAAAAGAUCUUUCUAUGAAAUACAGACAGCAAGCUGGAGAGGUUUUCGUUGAAGCUGCACAGAUUGCAGGGAAUUAUUUGUAGUGUAGUGUAUGCACAUUUUAAAUGUGUUAAAUGUCAGAUUUUAAUUAUGGAAGAAGACUACUGUAUACACAUUCCUGGACGUAGAUAGGUAGAGUAAACACAGCUGGUGUUACUGUAUUGCUGGCCUUUUUUCAGCCUGUUUCUGUUUAUUUUAAGGACAUAAAGACUGGCAAUCAUAUUUGAAAUGCAAUUCUAAGCCUAUAAUGGAAUACAUGUAUUAUAAUGUAUAUUUGUUCAUGUGAACAGUUGUAAACUAUGUAAGUGUACCAGUUAACAUUAGGGGGCGUUGUAGGCUCACUUUACUGUUAGAACAGCUUGUUUUUCUUUUAUUUGCGACAGAUUAAGCCGUUCUGGAAGAAACUGCUCUUCAUAAAUUCAAAUUUCCCCAAAACCAUAAUUAGUUAUCACAUUUUAUGGAAUGCGUACCAGAUUAGACACGCAGGGUUUUUCAAAUAUUGGCGGAGAAAAAUACAAUUCUUUGGCUUUGAGAUACACUAUUCAUUGAGUAAAUUACAUUACAUUCAUUUCUUUUAUUCUGGACACAAUAUGGCUGGAAUGUAAACUGAACUGGAGGAUUGUGGUGAUCAUUAAUGUAAAUGUAGCACUCAGGUGGAGCUGUUUAUUACCCUCUAAAGCCCAUUGCACCUAUUAAAUGACUAAAAUCUA